Spodoptera frugiperda (fall armyworm) is the source of this 4552-nucleotide messenger RNA. RefSeq names its product polycomb protein Sfmbt. Gene Ontology annotation, biological process: regulation of DNA-templated transcription. Lineage: Eukaryota; Metazoa; Arthropoda; Insecta; Lepidoptera; Noctuidae. Gene Ontology annotation, molecular function: zinc ion binding. Gene Ontology annotation, cellular component: nucleus. The transcript is spliced from 10 exons. The record is from RefSeq and is a predicted model, not a curated record. The coding region runs from base 454 to 2868 and encodes 804 amino acids.
ACUAGUACCAUAAACAGUAGAAGUAAACAGAUAAAAAAAAUAAGCUGGCAAGCGGAAUAUCACAUAGAAUUUUACACGAAUGAAAGGGAAUACUAAACGAUAAUGAUUGGCUAAUAUUUAUGUCUAGCCAAUCAAAUCAAAAAGAAAUAAUUAAGCUGAUAAGAGACAGACUGCUCAACAAUCAUAAUCAAGAAUCAAGCACAACUGCUCAACAGCAAGAAAAAGCUUAUGAUUUCAAUGUUGUGAAUGUGAAACGAAUUUUAUGUUGUAUAAAGUACGUGAAAAAUACAUGAAAAGUAACAACAAAGUCUAGUUUAUUCAAGUAAUCUGUUCAAAUUGUGUUAGGAGUAUUUUUUACUAAGAAAUCCCAACUGCUUGUGUCAUUUUAGUCAUGUGUAUUGAAGUGUUUACGGCUUCUACACUCGAGAGUUCUAACGUGUCUUUAUUUGAAAUAUGGCUUAUUACAAUGCCGGCAAUGUUGUAGCUGUAACUAACCUACCUGAACAAAUUGAAGAUACAAAUAGUACAGACGAUCUUACUAUAAUACCUUUAGAAAAAGAUAGUUUCGCAAUAUGCGAAUUGUGCGGUCGCGUUGGCCGUCGGGGACAAUUCUACCCAAGAAACAAUAAGUUUUGUUCGCUUAGAUGUCACGCGAGUAAUUCGAGGAGACGACAUUGUAAUUGGAGGUUCAGAUUGAUGGAAGGAGCCGAACACAUGGCGGGUAUGAUCCCAUUGGAGCCACUGCCACAGCUGCAGCACUGGCAGUCCACAAUAAACGAAUUGCAGGCUGGACCAAUAAAACAAUCAGCUGCUUUAGUAGCAAACAGUUAUGAAUGGAAGGAUGAAUUAUUUGGUUGUGAUUUCCUUGCUGCCCCAGUGAGUUUAUUCAAGCAUGCUCCGUUACAUGAAAUGUGGGACAGCACCUUUGAGGGUAUGAAAGUAGAAGUAAAAAAUACAGACUGUGAAAACUAUUCAGACAAACUUAGUGACUAUUUCUGGGUGGCUACAGUAUUAAAAGUAAAAGGAUACAUGGGUCUUCUACGCUAUGAAGGAUUUGGCAGUGAUGAUUCUAAAGACUUUUGGGUGAACCUUUGUUGCUCUGAAGUCCACCCUGUUGGGUGGUGUGCGACAAGAGGGAAACCUCUAAUACCUCCUCGUAGUAUUGAGGAUAAAUAUACUGAUUGGAAAAAAUUUCUUGUAAAGCAACUAACUGGCGCGCGAACUCUGCCCGCGAACUUCUACACAAAAUUAAAUGAUAGUCUUGCAUCUAGGUUUUCUAUUGGUGUCCUUAUGGAAGUCGUUGAUAAGAAUAGAAUUUCACAAGUCAAGGUAGCUACAGUAUGUGAAAUAGUAGGCAAACGAUUACACGUAAAAUAUUACGAUAGUACACCAGAGGACAACGGCUUUUGGUGUCACGAGGACUCCCCACUAAUACACCCUGUAGGCUGGGCCUUCAGAAUUGGGCAUCCUUUGGACGCACCUCCUAGUUAUUUGCAAAGAGUAGCUGCUGGUCGGCUUAUACCCAAUGAUAGUACGCCAGACAUGUUUUACAAGUACCCAAGUAAUGAGCCACCAUUGUUUGCACAAGGAAUGAAGUUGGAAGCCAUUGAUCCUCUCAAUCUAUCAGCAGUUUGUGCUGCGACUGUGAUGCAGAUACUGAAUGAAGGGUAUAUGAUGAUCAGGAUAGACUGUUACCCAGCCGAUGCGUCUGGUGCGGAUUGGUUCUGCUAUCAUCAAAGAUCGCCGUGUAUAUUCCCUGUUGGUUUUGCACAGGCUAAUAAUAUACCUCUUGUACCUCCUGCUGGGAUUACAGUAGAGGAGUUUAGUUGGGAGUCAUACUUGGCGGUGUCUGGUGGACAGCCGGCCGACCGCUCGUUGUUCGCAGCGCGAGGUCACGUGGUGUCGCACGGGUUCGUGGCCGGCAUGAGGUUGGAGUGCGCCGAUCUCAUGGAUCCACGACUAGUCUGCGUUGCUACCGUUGCCAGAGUUGUUGCUGAUUUACUCAAGGUUCACUUCGAUGGAUGGGGCAUGGAGUACGACCAAUGGUUGUGGGCGCACAGUACGGACGUGUACCCCGUGGGCUGGUGUCGCGCGGUGGGCCACAGACUGGAAGGGCCGCUACAACCACCGCCCCGCCCGCCGCGCAAACAUCCGCCAAAACAACCGAGACGAAGGCGUAAGCAACAAGGUUUAAAAUCAGCAGCUCAACCUCCAAACACAACGGAGGAAAGCUCACAGAAUUCCGACAUGGGUGAUACCAAGAGCCUUUCUCCUCCUACUAGCGUAUCUGAAGUAUCGCCAGAUGCGGAACCUCGGAUUGAAACCGACUCCACGCUAACGAAAAUGGAUGUGGAUUUGGAUAUGGAAUCUAAGGAUAGUAUUAUUGAACAGCCUGAAGAAACCAUUGCCGAUAUGAAAGUAGAUAGUCCGAAUACACCUACAGACAAAUCCCCAACCACACCUACGGAUAUAUCACAACACACACCAACAGACAUAUCACAAGAUUCAAAUUCAAUUCCAAACAUAGCACAACUAUCCCCAGCUGUUUCCAUGGAAGAUACGGACAGUGACAAGGUGAUACCUAGACUAGUCAAUACCUCAGUGCCCUUAGAUGUCCUAACCUCCGUCGACCCAGAACAUUGGAGCACAGCUGAUGUUGCCAAAUUCCUCACAGUCAAUGACUGCCAACCUUACUGUAUCAACUUUACCAAUAUAACUGGUCCAAUGAUGCUACAGCUAACAAAAGACGAAAUCAUCGAACUGUUAGAAAUGAAAGUAGGUCCUUCAUUAAAAAUAUUUGACUUGAUACAACAAUUAAAAUGCAAAAUAAAACAGCCUCAGAGUAGAUUGCUAAAUAGUUUUAAAUAGUGUUUAUUUGAAUAAGCUGCCUCACUACAUGUUUGUAAAGUUCUGUUGCACUGGCUAUCAGUUACAUGCCAUAAUAUUUUCCUCAAGGGUAAUCUUUUAAUGUCCUGGACUUGACCUCUCAGUGUUGUAUUGAGUGUUCUACAUAUCUCAGGACAGGACUCCUUGUACCUUUGUUAAACACUAUAAAGGAAUAUAGUUCCUUAUACAGGAUAGCAUGUAAACUUGGAAAUAAAAGUCCAAUCAUGAACUUGAUAAUACAAACAUGCAGUGAUGCAACUUAUACACAUUAGUAAUUCAAAUUUGAAAUAUUAUUCCCGCCUAUAUUUUGGUGUCGCAUAAUAGCCCGGUGUUGUUUGCAAAUCGGACAGUCACCAGAAUUUGAUAUCACAAUUUGUGUGAAAGACAUUUUUCGUCUUUUAUAUUCGCCAAUUAUUUUUAUUUAUUAAUUUUCUUUGAAGUAUGAAUGGCUUUGAGAGUUUUACGAAGCAAUGUAGGUAAAUUAUUAUGGCUCUUUUCAAAGCAUGUGUGGCAUUUUGAGUCACUUGGCAAAUCCAUUGAACAAUUUUAAAAUGCCUAGGCAAUACCACAUCUAUCCCUUUUGGAUGAAAGAAUCGACUAAUAUUGCCAUAGAAAAGCAUGUUUGCAUGUUUUAAGAAGAUAUUUUCUUACAAUUUAAUAUUGUUAUGGCUCAUUAACGUUUAUGGUUGUUAUGUUUACUCAUACUGUGAUCGUAGUUGAGUAAUAGUCAAAUGUCAGUUUUACCAUCUUACACAUUUAUAUUAUCACACCAUACUUGGCUUGGCUUUUAAUACAUAAGGUCCAUUCCAUGUGUUGUAUAAUGAAUGUUCUAAUUAAGCUAACAUGAAUAUGUUAUGCAAUUGGUUUCAUGUCAGUCUUAUUUUGUAACUUUUAGAUUAUUAUAGAAACUUGCAUAUGCAAACAAUGAGUUAUUUUACUAUUUUUUCUGUGUAAUUUUAAUUGAUCUCGAUUUUAAAUAAAGCUAAAUUGCAUGUUGCCUUUACAAUUUUUAGCUUGAGCCAAAUUAAUUAUAGUGUUAACCAGUCAAUUUUAUUUAAUUUAAAGGUGAAACUGGACAAAAUCAAUGUGGCAUAGUAAAGAAACUCGCAUGAACUUAUAAAGUAAUAAUUAUACAAUGUUACUGAGUAUUUUUAUAUAAGAGUUGUUAACAGAUAUGUGUUGUCUACAUUAUAUAUUUGUGAAUAUGGUAUUCAUAGAACCUGCCCCAAUUCCCUCACAAUACCACUAAAGCAAUAAGUAAUAAUAUAGCAUAGUCAAAUCAUCUGUAUUUUAGUCAAUAUGUAUUGAUAAAUCUGUAUUUUGUAAUAGUCAAUUUUAAAAUCAUGAAUUUGGUAUGUGUGUGGUUGAAAUGUUAAACUAAGAUUCCGUUUCUGAGCACCGAAUUUUACCUAGGUAGUGACGAAAUGAGUUGUAAAUAUAGUUUUUAUAGCAUUCCUCAUUUUGUUGCAACAAAUUGGUAUUAUUUAGAAGACAAAGGUGACAAAUGGGAUUUUAAAUUGAAACAGUUUUAUGCUUAGACAAAGAGUUAUAUUCAGUGAUAAAUACAUUGCCUUUUUAGAGACUUGAAUAAGAAUUUAUAUCAUUUAGUACCAUCAACAUUGUACUGUAAUAGUUUUAAUGUCCUGGUAUUAAAUUGAAAGUAUAA